Emiliania huxleyi CCMP1516 is the source of this 329-nucleotide messenger RNA. RefSeq lists its product as hypothetical. The record is from RefSeq and is a predicted model, not a curated record. The transcript has a single exon. The annotation marks the transcript as partial. NCBI's taxonomy places the organism in Eukaryota, Haptophyta, Isochrysidales, Noelaerhabdaceae.
UACAUCUACUUCGCCUCGCUCUUCUCCAACUUCCUCACGUUCCUCCCCAAUAAGCCCUUCAUGGGUGGCUCGCUGGAGGAGAAGUUUGGCAUCGCGAAGAACGAGCCGUUGCGCAUGCAGAUGGUUGGCGCACUCACGUACUUUGGCAUCCUUCUGUACAAGGACACCUUCUUUGGCGACCGCGCCGGCGACAUCCUCACGUGCAAGGCGCUCUCCCUCGCGUGGGGCGUCUGCGCCAUUGUCUUCAACUGCGGCGGCUCUCCCAACUUCACCGAGUCGAACAUCCUCACUGUCGUGAUGACCGCCCUCUUCGCCUACCUCGGCUUCAU